Messenger RNA from Pyrus x bretschneideri (Chinese white pear), 792 nucleotides. RefSeq names its product CRIB domain-containing protein RIC6. The transcript is spliced from 3 exons. The record is from RefSeq and is a predicted model, not a curated record. Lineage: Eukaryota; Viridiplantae; Streptophyta; Magnoliopsida; Rosales; Rosaceae. Bases 60 to 644 code for a protein of 194 amino acids.
UGAUAAUUUUCUCAAAGAAAUUGCCAUUCCUUUUAGCAGAUGAAAACAAAGACCAAGAAAUGCAGAUUGGACUUCCUACGGAUGUAAAGCAUGUGGCUCAUAUAGGAUGGGAUGGCCCUUCAACUGCUACUUCACCAAGCUGGAUGAAUGAGUUUCAAGCUCCACCCGGAUUUGAACAAUCACCACCUUUAGCCAAUGGAGAGACGAAAGAAGAUUCUAGGGUCAAAUGGGUCUCCGAAGAUUCGAGCCGGAAAGGUUCAAGGGGUGCAAGGUCACCAGGGCAUGACGUGCCGGAUUUACCCAAGUCGUCAAGGCGGCAUUCAUCAAACGGGCACGGAGGUGGUGGACCGGAUUCUCCCAGGAGGGGAAAAUCAGAUAAACCGAAGCAAACAAGGCGGUCUUCUAAGAAUAGGGACACAUCGGAUAGUAGUAUUAGAGGCAUCCGGCAAUCCACGGAUCCAAGUCAAGGCAGCGAAUCGCCGCAAAACCUACCGGACAUCCCUAAGAAAACGCAGCGGAAGAAGUCGAAGGACUCAUCCGUUGGGGGGACAUCAGGGUCAAGAAGAUCUAAACACCAUGCUAGUUCAGAGGCAUGUACUUCUCCUGGACACCAAUCCGCAACCAUUUCUCAGAAUUCUUUUUAAGUGUGGGAAAACAAGGGAUUUACAUGAAUUUCUUCACAGUGUUGAUUAUUGUUGUAGCUAGAAUCUUUAAUCUGGCUAGCUAUAUAAAAUGUAUCACGGAAGUGAAGCCAAAGAAUUGUAAUUUUCAGCCAAAUAAUAUUUUACUUCA